UUACUAAUAUUUUCAUUACCACAUUGGGUAUAUGUUUAAUACCUAUUCAAUUAUCUGUGUAAAAUAUAAUUCUAAAAUUUGCAACAACCAAUUUUGGACAAGAGGGAAAUAUGGAAGAACAGUCUUCAAGUUCUAAUUUACAGUCAUCGAAAAUGCAAUUAUUGGAAAGCUUACGAAUUUCUCUGAAACGACGACCACAAAUGAUUGAAUUGAUCAUGAGUAUGAGAAAAUGUAUUAAAAAGAAGAACGUUGUCAUAAAAAAAUUAAAACAAUGUUUGAAAGAAAAGAACGUCAUAACAACAUCCAUAAAUGCAUCUUCUCAAAAAAACAACGUGUUCGAAUUGAAUAUUCCACACGGCAGUGAAAAUGAGACUCCAAUCUCAGGCAAUGACAACCAAUCUUUAAAAAAUACCAAAUCCAAGUCCACGCAAACACCUAAGAUAAAAACAAGCGAUACUGCGACACAAAUGGAGACAAUGAAAACAAAAAAAUCUGAGGAAAGCAUAGAAGCGGGAUGGAAUUUGCAUGAUGGUUCAGGAGAGAUGUCUCUUGCUGAGCAAGUGAAAGAAGUGGCCCAGACUGCCUUGCAGCAGACAGGGAUGGUGUAUGUUGAGUCAGCGGGCAUGUACUAUGAUUACAAGACUGGUUAUUAUUAUAAUUCUGAAUUGGGUCUCUACUAUCAUACUGAUACCAAUUGCUAUUACUUCUAUUCAGACGAGAAGCAGAGCUUUGUUUUUCAUUCUUAUCCUGAUAGUAGCAACGAGAAUCCUGGUUUAGUUGCUCAUAAUAAAAAGAAAGCUAGAAAGCACAAAGCUGUACAACUAAAAGAAGAUGUCAUGGAAAACCUGACGAAAAACUUAUCUCAGGAAAAUGAAGACAGCCACCUUAGGCUGAAGCAGAGGAAGAUUUCAAAAAUUAAAGAAUCCAAGAAUAAAAAACCUUUUAAAGCUAAAAUUGAUGAAAAUGGUGAUCAAUCUAUAGAAAAUAAUGGUGAAAAAUGUGAUGUUAUGGAGUUAGAAGACAAAGAACAAAAUAGUGAAGACACACAGGAUACCAGCAAGAAGGACAACAAGGCAUCCAGGGAUCUCGAAGAUGGAGAAUGCAGUGAUUCAGCUGAUGAAGACUCUGGGUCAGACAAUGAAUGUUCAUCUAAUGCCAGCACAUCCACAUUAACUGAUGAUGAAAAUGUUGCAAAACACCAUCCACCGUGUAUGCGCGUGAUCGUCAGGGAAACUAGUCUACCCAAACUGAAAAUUGGAAAUCUUUUCCUGAUAACGAAAGAUGGCGGCACGAUCGGAAGAGAAGGGGAGCAACACGCUAUUGUUUUAAAAGACCAUAACGUGUCUAGGAAUCAUUUGGACAUUCAAUACGACCUCGCACGUCAGACGUACACCGCUGUGGAUCUUGGAUCUAAGAAUGGAACGAUACUGAACGGUAUCAGAAUGUCUGAGAGUCAAGUCGUCAGCAAACGCGUCGAUGUCGUUCAUGGCAGCACGAUACACAUAGGCGAGACUAAACUGCUGUGCCAUGUGCAUCCGGGAAAUGACACCUGUGGCCACUGCGAGCCGGGCCUCGUAAUGACAUUAGAGGAGCGAGAGAAGAAAGUCGCGUACACGCGCACGUGCAGCGUGCAGCGGCAGCACCAGCUCGAGCUGGCGCGGCUGAAGAACAAGUACGCUCCGAAGGUGCUGAGCAUCGAGGAGACGGCGUACAACGACCGCGCGCAGGCCCGCCGCGACGCCGUCGGCUCCUCGCACGAAGCCGAGAAAACGCAGACUACAGACCUCGACACGUUUAUCGCGCCCGAGAACAAAGGUUUCCGGCUACUAGAGAAGAUGGGCUGGUCCAAAGGCGAAGGUCUCGGGAAGGACAGCCAGGGAGAAAUAGAACCGGUACCUCUGAUUAGUAACGAAGGUAAGGCAGGGCUUGGUACACCCGGAGCUUCAAACGUGCCGCCCCUUGUACCCACCAGAACUACCAAAAAUACCCUCGGUCCGGCCACUUUGAGACUGGCAACACGAACGAAAAUGCUACAACCGCCCGCCAAAGCUUUCAGUCAAGACAAUGCCGAGGAAUCAGAAUGAAUUGUUAUAUCAUGAAGAAAUGUUGUAUAUUAAUAUUCUUACUGGUGGUAGGACCUCAUGUGAGUCCGCACGGGUAGGUACCACCACCCCGCCUAUUUCUACCGUGAAACAGUAAUGCU
This is a messenger RNA of Bombyx mandarina (wild silkworm), 2203 nucleotides long. RefSeq names its product angiogenic factor with G patch and FHA domains 1. The record is from RefSeq and is a predicted model, not a curated record. Gene Ontology annotation, molecular function: protein binding; nucleic acid binding. Lineage: Eukaryota; Metazoa; Arthropoda; Insecta; Lepidoptera; Bombycidae.